AAAAAUAAAUAAAUACAAAAUCAUUAUGACAGUGUCAUAGAAAAAGUGUCAUCACCUUCUGUAUUCUAGAACUCUGAGGACCUUCUAUCAUAUACAAUAAUUCCAGAUUACAUUUCAGUACUCUGGACUAAAUCAACAGGUUGGGGAAAUCUUAGCAUCAGCCUUAGUUGGUGCAGACUAGGCUUCAACAUAAUUUAUAGUCAGAUUUCUGUUGGGUUCAGUCAUCAGAAUUGGUAGAAGACUAGGCUAAAGUCAAGACAUUUUGUGAGUGUUUGCCGUCUACAGACAGGCAUGCCUAAUGUGCUUCUCUGGCUGGCCCUCCUUCUCUUCCCGCUGCCACCAACCUGUCCCCAGACCCCCCCACUGCUGUCGGCAGGUGACCUGGAGCAGAUGAACGCUGUGCCAGCCGAGGUCAUAGUACACAGCACUGCCUGCAGCGCCACCUGUGGCUUAGGGGUGCGUCAACAGGAGCUGUGCCCCAUGCGGGAGGGUCAGGUUGAGAAGGGAGGGUGCCGGAUGAGGUGGGUGCGAUGUCUGGAUACAUGGCAGUGCGGGCUGCAGACAAUCACAGGGCCUGAGGGUGGCCGCCUGGAGCUGGACUGUCUGGGAGAAGUGAUGGAGGCCAUGGGGAGGUACUCCUUCAGGGUGUCCUGGCGUUACGCCAGAGGAAUCAUCACCUCUGACGACUCUCUCUUUGUGCUGUACGACUCUCCCCAGCUGGACCGGGUGGUUCUGGGUUUGCUCCAGGAGGACAAUGCUGGUACAUAUCGUUGUGAAGUCCAGGACUCCACCUUCCAUCUGGUCAAGAGGGUCUACAAAGGGGUCCGGGUUGUGCCUCCCCAGGUGCUGAGUCUGGACUAUGAUAGUGCUUUGGUCAGGUGGGACAAAGUCGACCUGAGUCACUCGCCCAACCUUACGGUGGUGACUGGGUCUCCGUACACAGGAAGGGUGGUCCGGAACAUCGUGCUGACCAGCUUAGCGCUGUCAGCUGCCCUGGCUGGACUCAUCCUGCUGGGUUUGAGCGUACUUAUCCAGAGGAGGAGAUGGUGGAAAAGCUGUAUGAGAGGUAAGAGGGUCCUGCUGGCCAGACUGCUACCUCCUCCUGGAGGAGGAGGGCUGGAAGGAGAGGGCACACACACACACCUUCACCUCUGACCUCUGACCCUAGGCCCAGCUCACCCCAAGACCCAUAAAACAGCCAGUAAAUCUUAGUACAGUAAAAGUAGUUGUCCCUUUCUUGAUCAUACCCCAGUUCCAACACUGUCCUACCUCAUUUUACCUGUAGGUGAUACUGUUGGUUCAUAUGUGUGCUGUGGUUACAGAGCUGCUUGGUAACAUGUCUGUAGUUCAGCGGUGGAUGUUGGGUUUGUGGCUUUUGCUGAUGAUCUAUGGAGAGAAAUUAACCAAGCUAAAUGAACCAAUCCUCAGUGCUAAUAAUCUACGUGGGUGAAAUGGUUAUGAGUGUCAGGAAGCACAUGAUGUAUAGGAGUGACAUUGAGUUACUCAGAUACUCUAUUCAUGUAUAGGUACACACACACUCACACACACAUACACACACACACAUCAAAGGGACGGAUGUUGGUCCCACAGCAUCCACUGCAGUCAUUAAUAUCCAAGCUUCCUGGUCUUGGAGUUGUAUUUUCUUGACAAUGUUUAAUGUUCAAAGUGUAGAAGGUGAUUCUGUCUCUUUGUCAUCCAGCCUCUCAAUGCCUGCAAGGAUGUACACUGACACACACACAAACAUACGCACACACAUGCACAGACUCACACACACAAUAAAGCAAUGCCUAUAUAUGGAUAGAGACUAUGAAAACACACAUUGUCUAUUUGAAGUGGAGUUAUUGUUUUGAACAUAAAUGAACUAGAACGCUACAGGCAAAGUCAUUUUUUAAAGAAGCGUCCUUGGAGAGGCUUUCAAUGCGCUGCUCCUGUGUGUGUGCAUUUACAUGUAAAUUGGCGCGUCUGUGUGUAUUUGUUGUGUUUUAAAUAAGCCUACA
Molecule: messenger RNA, 1997 nt
Organism: Osmerus eperlanus (European smelt)
Lineage: Eukaryota; Metazoa; Chordata; Actinopteri; Osmeriformes; Osmeridae
Gene: tmem81
Product: transmembrane protein 81
Exons: 2
Coding region: 292-1155 (287 amino acids)
Source: RefSeq, a predicted model, not a curated record